AUGGUAACCGAACUACCAUCCUCGCUAGAUGCUCUCGAUGCUGAGACACCGCUAAAUGCCUCUGAGCUCAAUGUACUAAAAGCGCAAUAUGAGCGCGAGGGUGAGAUGGUUGGCAUCCAGACCAAGUUCAACUACGCCUGGGGCCUCGUCAAGUCCAACCAGCGAAACGACCAGCAGCUCGGUGUGCGCCUUCUCUCGGAUAUCUUCCGCAUCUCCCCCGAACGUCGCCGCGAAUGUCUCUACUAUCUUGCCCUUGGCAACUACAAGCUCGGCAACUACGGCGAAGCGCGUCGUUACAACGACCUCCUUCUUGACAAGGAGCCUGCCAACCUUCAAGCAUCCAACCUACGCCAACUGAUCGAUGACAAGGUUGCCCGCGAGGGGCUGAUGGGUGUCGCUAUUCUGAGUGGUGUUGGUGUUGCGGCCGGUGUGGUAGGAGCAUUUAUCCUGAGGAAUGCUAGGAAGAGGUAG
Molecule: messenger RNA, 471 nt
Organism: Fusarium musae
Lineage: Eukaryota; Fungi; Ascomycota; Sordariomycetes; Hypocreales; Nectriaceae
Gene: FIS1
Product: mitochondrial membrane protein
Exons: 4
Coding region: 1-471 (156 amino acids)
Biological process (GO): autophagy of mitochondrion; mitochondrial fission; peroxisome fission
Cellular component (GO): peroxisomal membrane; mitochondrial outer membrane
Molecular function (GO): protein binding
Source: RefSeq, a predicted model, not a curated record